GACAAGGUCGGUGGCACGCGCGUGAGCUGUUAGCCGGCAGUGACCAAAGCAGAGCAGUCAGUUAGUUAAGCAUUUUACAGGAGCAACGACAGAGCUCGUGCGUUAGUCCGGUUAAUCACUAAAGCAAAGUUCGUCUCAGACAUGACCAGAGGAAGCCGCAGCCGUCCCUCGGCUCCAGCCAGCCCAACUCUAUCCCAUGCUCCGACCACCGCUCAUUCACCUCCUGCAGCCCUGGCUCCGGCUCCAGCUCCAGCUCAGUCCCAGGGUCCGGGCCUCAUGGCCCAGAUGGCUACCACAGCGGCUGGGGUGGCAGUAGGCUCCGCUGUGGGCCACGUCCUUGGCAGUGCCCUCACAGGAGCAUUUAGUGGCAGCAGCAGCGGCAGCAGCAGCAGUUCAGAGCCAGCCAAACCUACAUACCAGGAGCCCCCCCGGCCUGCUCCAGCCCAGCCAGGCCCUUGUCACUUUGAGGUCAGACAGUUCCUGGACUGUGCCACCAACCAGACGGACCUGAGUUUUUGUGAGGGCUUCAAUGAGGCACUCAAACAGUGCAAGUACUCCCACGGUGUGUCAUCACUGGUGUGAAGGAUCGCUGUCAGCUGUCACGACGGACAUGGAUUCUGUAGACAUGACCACAUAUGGACACAAAAAUGUGAAUGGUGUACCCUAGGCAGUGGGCCUGAGGUACACAGGUUUUGUUGAUAGUUGACCGUGUGGUGUAUGAAAUGUUUUUGGUAUGUACAGUGAUGAACCUUUAAUAAAUAGCUGCUAUCUACUUGCCCA
Messenger RNA from Cottoperca gobio, 780 nucleotides. RefSeq names its product coiled-coil-helix-coiled-coil-helix domain containing 10 (gene chchd10). Gene Ontology annotation, cellular component: mitochondrion; nucleus. The transcript is spliced from 4 exons. Lineage: Eukaryota; Metazoa; Chordata; Actinopteri; Perciformes; Bovichtidae. The record is from RefSeq and is a predicted model, not a curated record. Gene Ontology annotation, biological process: mitochondrion organization. The coding region runs from base 142 to 582 and encodes 146 amino acids.